Molecule: messenger RNA, 2255 nt
Organism: Nothobranchius furzeri (turquoise killifish)
Lineage: Eukaryota; Metazoa; Chordata; Actinopteri; Cyprinodontiformes; Nothobranchiidae
Gene: tmprss13a
Product: transmembrane serine protease 13a
Biological process (GO): proteolysis
Cellular component (GO): membrane
Molecular function (GO): serine-type endopeptidase activity
Source: RefSeq, a predicted model, not a curated record
GAGAAAGAAAAGAGAGGAAAGAGAUGUUUGACCACUGAGUUCUGACUGCUGCUCUGCGAGUUUACCUGGAUGUGAAAAGGCUCCACCCACUUACUCUCGCUGUCCACUGGUUCCAAUGGCAAAGAAUGGUCAGGAUGCACUCCCCCCUCCUUACUCAGUUGCUGUUCACACCCAGCCCCCCAACAACUAUUAUAACGGGGUGGUGUAUGGUGCAGACCCCCACAUGAAAAUCCCCAACCACCCACAAUACAUCGCCCAGCAUUCACCACCCGUGGUCCCCCCCCAGGUCACCAAUGUCGGUCCACCCCCUAAAGAGAAACAGAAAUGCUGUCAGAAUAAUGCGCAGGUUUACAAGGGGUUAGCAGCAGCCAUAUUGGUACUGGCAUUACUGGGAGUCGGCAUCUGGCUUGGAGUUCGCUAUGGCAUCAGAGCUGCAAACUCAAGCUUUUACUACUCUGGAGACAGCAAGAAUCCACAAAUCGCAAAUCCACAUUUGACAACGUAUGAUACCUGUCCCAUCAAUGCUACUCAGUGUGACGGUAUCAAAGAGUGCCAACUGGGCACAGAUGAAAUGAAUUGUGUGAGAUUUAUUGAGAACAAUGUUCUUGAAGUCAAGACACCUGGUGAUGGGCCCUUCCUCCCUGUAUGUUACAGCAACUGGGACAAGAAAUAUGCCGACCAGACCUGCGCCCAGCUUGGAUUCAGACAAUCCUAUUCAAGUAAACCUAGUCAGUUCCAGAGUACCAUGAAUUUAGAGCUGACCGGCACAUCAUCGUCUCCUCUCAUCCAAAGUUCGGUGAACAUCAGCUCUUCCUGUGCAAACCAGGAGACUGUCUCCCUGCAAUGUGUGGAUUGCGGGAAGCGACAGUUGGUAUCCAGGAUCAUUGGGGGCACAGCAGCUAAAUCCGGUGACUGGCCUUGGCAGGUGUCACUACAAUAUCGAGGAUCCCACGUCUGCGGUGGCGUUCUGAUCUCACAGGACUUUGUUUUGACUGCUGCUCAUUGCUUCCCAAGCCCUGCAUAUCGCGUUGCCUCAAACUGGAGAGUGUUUGCUGGUAUUGUGUCUCUGAUGGAUCAACCCCGGCCCUACUUGAUCGAGAGGAUCCUUGUCAAUGAGAACUACAACAGUGACACCAAUGACCAAGAUGUUGCUCUGCUGAAACUCACAUCUCCGGUCACGUUCAGCGAUACAAUUCAACCAGCCUGUCUGCCAAAUACAGGCCAGGAGUUGAAAGAUGGGACCAGCUGCUUCACCACAGGCUUUGGUAUCACUAAUGAAGGCGCAACGACUCCCUCCAAUAACCUCAUGGAAGUGUCUGUGGACAUCAUUGGCAUGACUACAUGUAACAGCCCGAGUAUGUAUAAUGGAGCAGUGACCAGGUACAUGCUCUGUGCUGGAAAACUGGAGGGAGGCAAAGACUCCUGUCAGGGUGACAGUGGUGGGCCGCUGGUGUGUCAGGGAGGAAGCCUCUGGUACCUGGUAGGGCUCACCAGCUGGGGAGCUGGUUGUGGACAACAAAACAAGCCUGGCAUUUACACCAAAGUCAGCAGUGUUUUGCCUUGGAUCUAUAGCAGCAUGCAGGAGGAGAAACCGUGAUGCCUCUUAAAAAUCCAUGCCCACAACUCAAGUCUGCACUCUCAUAAUAUAAAAGGCAAAACACUUGAAUGUGUUUUUCAAUGCACUGAUUCCAGUGUUGUGUUUUAAUCCUCUGUCUUUUAGGGGUUUCAUUCAUCUUAUUAUGAAAUUGAUUUAAAUUCCAGAAUUUGCACACGGAGUCACUUUUAGUGAGAUUUGGUCUUUUUUUUUUGGAAAAUGACCAUCUUAUACAUACAAUAACAUAAAUAUUUGAGGGUGUUUGUCUCAGGGCUACAUCCAUUUAAUAUUGUCUGAUGUUUACCCUAAUAAGGAAAUCAGUAGGAACCAUAAAAUAAAAUGUUUACGAUUUUUGUUUCUUUUCAGAAUUUCUUACUGUAAUUUUUGUCUUAUUUAUGUGCCUUUUCAAUCAAUUCUCUGUGCUGUAUGAACAAUCAGAACAAUCAUAAACAAAUAAAAACAAGCAUUAAGGAAGCAACUGGUGACUACUGUGAGAGAGAGAGAGAGAGAGAGAGAGAGAGAGAGAGAGAGAGAGAGAGAGAGAGAGAGAGAGAGAGAGAGAAUUCACACUGAGGUUGCUUCUCUACAUUUUUUCCGCCCAGAAUUGCUUUAGAUUCUGUAGCUUGCUUCUACUGACGGAUUAAAACAAAGUAACACAAUC